Molecule: messenger RNA, 567 nt
Organism: Periconia digitata
Lineage: Eukaryota; Fungi; Ascomycota; Dothideomycetes; Pleosporales; Periconiaceae
Source: the annotation of a GenBank genome assembly
AUGACCAACAACGCUGCGCCAAACACAGAAAUAGACGCAGACGAGGACUCGGAUCUAUAUGAGACAGAUAUGAGCGAAGCUUCUUCUAUAUCGUCAUAUGACAGCGAAGAAGAAGAUGACGAAGAUGAAGCCUCAGAGCGUCAUACAUAUCUGAAGAAACAGACGCACCCUGUAUUCGAUCAUCGCGGCGCGCCACACCCAUUAGACUCGGAGCAAGUUCGUGCAAAUGAACUUCUCGACGACGUUACAUUCGAGGCCUCGUUUUCCAAAGACAUUCCUUAUGAUGAUGGUUCCGAUAUCGACUCUGCAACUGAAUCUGACCUAGAUUCUGAACUUGAGCCUGACUUUGAGAUUGACGUUGAAGGGGAGGAUGUGGACGUCGAUUCCGAUUACGGCUCUGAGUCUGAUGAUAACGAAGAUUAUGUUUCUUACUCUGGCUCCGACAUUGGUUCUGACUUGGAAGAUGAAUCCGACCCAGAGAACGAAUCCGACUCAGAUUCGUCCGCCGAUAUGAGCGAGCAAACAUGGUUAGAGGGCGAAGACGAGGAAGGAAAUGCGAGUAGCUAG